GUCAAUGGCGAAGGGAAUCCAGAUCCGGCGUCGACGAGGAUUGCUUCGUCGCCUUUCCAGCGAUUCCUUCCAGCCAUCCGCCCGCCAUUAAGCUGCAAUACCCAUCAAUUUCGCUUUCUCUUCGAAAUUAUCCGGCACUGUGUGGUCUACUGGGAGAAGAAGAGUCCAAAGCUCCUCCGUUACUGCAAUUCUUGGGUGAAGAAAUCCGAGAGGGGGUCUAUUUGAGUAUUGUUUUGUUAUCGUGCUGGAGCAAUGGCUUUAAACCAAACCCUGAAAAUUGCUCUUACUUUGUCCUUCUUCGGGGCCCUCUCCUUCAUAUUUGGUGUAGUUGCUGAAAAUAAAAAGCCUCCAUAUGGAACCCCAAUUAACGGAAAGGGUGUAGUCAUCUGCAAGUUCCCUAGUGAUCCAACAAUUGGGUUGGGAAGUUUAUCUGUCGUCAUGCUCUUUUUGACAGUUAUCAUUGGUCAUGUAGCUGUCUAUUUUCCAUACGAAGGGAAGUCUGUUCCACAACAGUCUUUGUUCCGCAGCAGUACAUUGGUUGUAUUCUUUGCUAUUGCAGAAAUCUUGUCAGCUCUAGCAAUGGGGUUGAUGAUGUGGGCAACCAUCACUGAAGGCCUUAACCGUGUACACAACAUUCACCAUGAUCUUGAAACAAAGUGCCCCACUGCCAAGACUGGCCUCUUUGGUGGUGCUGCCUUCCUUUCACUUGAUGCAGUCCUCCUUUGGCUUGUCUGCCAGAUGCUGACCCUCAAUGCCAGAGCUGAUUACCUGGACGAGAAUGAUCCUAAAGGCGAAUAUGGACAGGUUUAUGGCGCCGAUUACAAUUCUAGUGGGGCUGACCCUCCGCAUUCCAUGGCGUGAGAACUUAAUAUUGCAUAGGAGAACAAGCACUUGCAUUGGCUAGCAACUCCUUUACUGUUUACAUCAGGGCAUAGAUUUGAUAGUUCACGUAUGUAACUAUGUUCUUCAUCCUGUAUCAGUGUCACGACUAGUUGUAAGGUGCUAUCUUGCUCCUAAGAUCCUGGUUUGCAAUGCGUUUGUGCUGGAUUUGCAUGUUUGCUAUACCAGUAGGUUUUAAAAAGUUUGGAAGAUGACAAAUUUCUCUUUUUAA
Phoenix dactylifera (date palm) is the source of this 1111-nucleotide messenger RNA. RefSeq lists its product as uncharacterized. The record is from RefSeq and is a predicted model, not a curated record. Lineage: Eukaryota; Viridiplantae; Streptophyta; Magnoliopsida; Arecales; Arecaceae.